Molecule: messenger RNA, 1475 nt
Organism: Culicoides brevitarsis
Lineage: Eukaryota; Metazoa; Arthropoda; Insecta; Diptera; Ceratopogonidae
Exons: 1
Coding region: 117-1430 (437 amino acids)
Source: RefSeq, a predicted model, not a curated record
AGGGCUACGUUAUCAAUUUCUUUCGUCUCAAUGCAGUUGCUCGCCGGAUAAAAAUCCACAAUUGUUUUCAAUUCUCAUUAUAAAAUUUCACAAAAUCGUGUUGAAAAAUCGCAAAAAUGGACGAAAACUUUGCGAACGACGACAUGUUUUCGCGCAGAAAUAGCCAAGAAAUGCAGCAUGAUCAAAACUUUCAAAUCGGCAACGCUCCCGAGAACCAAUUUACAGAGCAAAACCAUGAAAACAAUACAAACAAUCCCGGCAGCGGCGACAACUCUGUACCCAACAAUGUUCCCGAAACUCCUCAAAACAACAACUCGAAUAACGGAGACCAGCGACCCAGGGGACCGAAACUCACCAAAGGUCAAAUGAAGCGAUACAAAGUCUUGCUGGCAACUGGAAUGCCGGAAGAAGAAGCCCGACUAGCAGCAAAAGUUGUUCCAAUGGAACAACAACAACCGAUGGGGCAGCAAACUCGAUUCCAACCUCCAAAGAGACUUCAGCCUCAAAAUAAUCGCGGCAUAGGACCGAGACCUGGACCGAUGAAUCGCAAUCAAUAUGACCAUUCCACCUACAAGCAACGACGAGAAAUGACAUCUAUUCGAUCGUUAAUGGACAUCAACGCGCCACCACAUAACUUUACACCGAAUGCUCGCAUCAUAUAUGGCCAACAAAACUCCAAUCGCAUGGUUUUCGAGAGAAAUUUCGUCGAAAUCGCCGACGGACGAAAUCCAAAGCAGAUUCGUGUGGGUGUCUUGCCCCUCAAUUACCCCGUAGACCUCUUGACGAACGAAAAAAUGAAGGAAAUCGAAGAACAAAUACUCAAAAAAGUCGUUUUGCAGAAACAUUCGAUCGUCAAACCGGGUUUCCUGACGUGCAUCCACAAAAUUGGCUACAUGAUGUUCAUUUGUCGCGAUCGGCAAACCGUUAAUUGGCUAGGUAACUUGUACAAUUGGAAGUCGGAGAACUUGCAAGUGGUCGAUAUGAGCACCGUUGCCCUCACAAAUGUCAUGGAAGUCACAUUCCCCCUGAGCUCGGAGUUGUCCACGGGAACGGUGCUCGACAUGAUUGAAUCGCAAAACUACGAAAUCUUCACCGGCAAUUGGAAAGUCAUUUCCGAAGUUGUUCCCGGAACAGCACUGCAUUUAAUUAUCGCAAUGGACAAUGCCUCUCUCGAUGUCCUGGAACGAGAAAAAUUCAAGCUUUUUUACAGAUUCACCGUUGUCAAGUUCGAUCAUUGCUUGGGACUGGAAAAGGACAUUAUUGCAUCCCACAAGAGAUUUGCCGCAACAAAUAAUUUAGCGACAAACCCCACAUUGCUCAUGGGAGGCAGAGAAGCUUACGGGGCAGUAACACAAGCAGACACAGAUAUCGUGCAAAAUACUCCGUAUAACAGUGAAAUGUGCUUCAACAACCAACGGUAUUACAAUUAAAAUUUUGUUUUAAAAAUAAACAUUAAAAAAUUGACGAGAAUCUGA